UUGGCAUCACUCCUACCCGAGUAUCCGUCAACAACCAACCAGCAAGGAUCGUGACCGAGUGCGACGCAGCUUAACUCUUCAUUUGACUGCUGGGGGAAAUCCAGCCCUGCCUCCGAGGUACGUGCGAUUGAUCUGUUCACAUACUUCUAUGUUCCCUUCGAGGCUCCCCCAUGCACCGUCUCCCAUUCAAAGCACGAUGCUUCCUCGCAUCGAAAUCCCAUUUUCUCAAGUACGAAGUAUUUGCUCAAAUGCGCCGAUGGAGCAUGAACCCCGCCUUGGUACCUGCCUAUCCCGUGGGCGCUCAGUUGCCCCUCCUGCGAGAAACAGGGUUCAAAGGGUCCUUCCUCUCAUAAUCGAAUCAAUAAUCCGUCGUGCUUUCCUCGAGUCUUUUUUGGGGGGGUUUGCCUCUUGGGGUAUCAUGCCGUUUUCCCAAUCCCCUCCUCCUUCUCGUCCUUGUUCUACGAAGUACCGCCAACAUGUCCUUCAUUUCUGCUCGGGCACGUUGAAUAGCAUCCUCUCGCGGGCCCAGCUCUCCCGCUAUCAACCACAGGCUGUUAACCCCGCCAUCAAGACUCUUCCCCCUCCCUUUCGCGACGGCAAGUCUAUUUGCCAUCGUAUACCCUUACACAUCACACCAGUUAUCACCUCUCUUAUUUCGGGGACCUCUCUUGAUCCAUCUGAAAUUCACAACCCAGUACUCCAGUAUUUACCUUGUUCAUUGUUUCUUUUGUUCAGUGUCGUGAAUUUCCAACCACAGUCUUCAAGCUCGAGAGAACCAUCCCGGCUGGUAAGGUUACCUCCUCCCCCCUUUUGCCCCCAACCAACCCACCAACCAACAACGUCGACGCACCUGUACGGUAUAUUUGUAUUAUCUUCUGUUGGUUUAUGUCCAAGAGUCGCUUCGCCCAAAUCGCCGCUCGAACAUCGUCUACGCCUUUUGUCCUGGGCGCUCUAACCACAUAUCAUGACAGCCCUCUCCGCAACCCGUCCAGGCGGAUAACCUGGCUUGCCUUUCAAACAACCAUCAGAGAUACCCCGGUGAUUUAUUAUAACAACCACUACAAAAAAAAAAAAAAAAGGAAGC
Molecule: messenger RNA, 1084 nt
Organism: Sodiomyces alkalinus F11
Lineage: Eukaryota; Fungi; Ascomycota; Sordariomycetes; Glomerellales; Plectosphaerellaceae
Exons: 3
Coding region: 149-955 (268 amino acids)
Source: RefSeq, a predicted model, not a curated record